AUGCCAGCCCCCAGUCUUCUGCGGAAGGCCAGCAGACUCUCGGCAUCCUUUACUAACCUGAUAAGGUGAAGGGAGAGGCCCAUGGUGGGUGCUAUGCUAGCAAAUGGCAGAAAUGCAGCUUCUGUUCAUAGGUGGGAGAAGAGAAGAAUCGUUUAAAUCAGAAAGCAACUUCAAACUAACGAGCUGUCAGGACUGCAAGGCCAAGGCAGCACUGAAUUCCUUGCAAAAUAAGCAGGCAGGAGAGAGAGGGCUCUAUUUCCAAUACAUUUCCAAUACAGGACAAUGGCACAGAUGCAUUUUGGUUGUGACUGUGAUAGCGUGCUUAUGCAGACUCCGCACUAAGCAGGCUGAGGUCAGUUGUGUAUCAGAAAUGUGUUCUGUGACAGAAGGUGUGAGCAUACGUGUGUUUGCUAUGGGUUCUGACAUACUCCCUGGGCCACAACACUCACCUGGGUCCCAGGUCAUGACAACCACGCAUCAAUACUAGACCUUUCCACUGUUGUUUGUCGCUAGAAGUGCAUGGGCUAGAGCUUGUAUAUAUGUCUAACAUGCUUCAGUAUGUAUACUGUGUUUAAUUUUCUCUGAUUCAGGCCCUAGAAGUGAUCAUUCUGGAGCCCUUACACAAUGCAGUUCAUGGGAAGAAAGAGCCUCUAAUCCUUAAUGUUUUGAAGCUGCAAGACAUUUUAAUCAAUAGGCUCAGUUUGCACAAAAGGACUUGGAAUCCAAAUAUUCUUAAUUAUAUGAAAUUAAAAAAUGAUAACUGCAGCAAUAAAGGCAGAAGACUUAUCUGUGAAUAAGUGCCUUUUCUUUUUCCCUUAUCAGUACAGAGAAACAAAAGAACAACUGAAGAUGAAAUUGUUGCCAAAUGAACUAUUAUACUUCUUAAUAUGUUUUUCAUUGCUUAAACAGAUAUGUAUUGUCUUAUAAUAGGCCGGGACAAAACAAAUACUCUGAAAAUGAGAUGUUGCAGCAAUUGCCAACAUUCUUCUUCUACUCUUUUAAAGGUAACUUUCAUAUGCCUUUGUUAUAGACAGUAAUUUUAAAGGCAUGCUGCUAAACACUCGUAAUUAUGCUUGGUUUUAUAUGAAUUUAGACUAAUAUAAACACCUACAUUUGAAAAGGUUUCUCUUUCCACAGAGAUAUUAUUGUGCACCUACUGUUCAUCUUCCAAAACAAUUAACGAAGAUGAAAGGGGAGACAUUGCUUAAAAACAAAUAGACUUUGAAGUGUCUUUUCAUCUAGUCAAGGAACACCAUGGAUCCUGUGGUCUUUUGUCCUCUUGCUGUAGUUUCCAGCUUCCUGUGAAUCUUUACAAAACAUCAUUCUGAUCUGAAUAAGGCCUGCAGGUAUGUAUUCCCGCCCCCCGCCCCCCAAAGCCUGGCAAAUAGCUGAAAAUCUAUCUUCUCCCUGGUUCUUCCUGUGCAGUUCUUGACAGAUAUGAAGGAAACAAAUUGGUGUUUUUUUUAAAAAAGCGGCUUCCUGUAGCUGAUUCCCCCAACACAUACUUGCACACAAUGUCUUAUAUCACUCUGCCUUUUUCAUACUCGCCAAUCUUACCCGCUGUUUCUCCACUGCGUGCGCCUGUUGUAAAAGUGUACUGAAUCAAUACUUAAAACAGGAGCACAUCCUCCGGCUGAACGUAUUUGGCUGACAUACGACCAGCUUUCUGUUUGCUUGCUUUUAGCUAUGGCAUCAGAGCUAACAACAUCACUACUUUGUCCUGAAUUUGCAAAGGACACAGCUUGGGGUUUGUGAGGCUUGUAUAUAUAAAAAUUUGAGUUCUCUGGGUAAGAAGACAAUGGGCGGACUGAAAAUGUUUCUAAAAUGUUUGUAUCAUACAGAACCAGCUUGUUUGUGUACUUUCUGUACACAACUCCGCUCCUAAAUGCCACUGCUGUCUCAAGUAAGAGUAGGCUAAGGUUCCUAAUGAAAUGGUUUGAGAAAGGCAUCAUUUCCUGUGGUGUAAAUACACAUAUUUCCCAUUGUUGUUGGCAUCUUGUUUGUUUCGGGAGACAAUGUAGGGGUGCACAUUUGAGGGGGAAAUCAAACAAUUGGAAGGUUGCAGUGCCUGCUGUGGUUGUAGAGACCAAAACUGAAGAUGCGUGUUUUGUUGCAAUUGGGGCAAUGGAGGAUGGCGAGGAAAUGGGGUCAGUGCACAGGAACCAGAGCAGCAGGGCCUAUCACCAGAGCCAGAAGGGCCCCUGUCUCUACAAACAUGGUGGGCUCUGAGGUAUAGGGAGCAGCAGGAGUGGUGCUGUAGGAGGCUGAGGCAGGCAAGGGCUCACAGCCCGGCUCCCUAGCUGGCCAGGUGGGGCUCGCUAGCUCUGGGAGGAGGUGUGCGAUUUCUUAGCUGGAGUAGGCUCAGGACAGGUGAGGGUCCCAUUCCUCAUCAAGCUCAGAUGCUGCAAUCAGCACGCAAGAUAUAAAAGGGAAGCAGGGCUGAGAUGCUGUGUCUGGUCAACUUCUGCCCUUGUUCUGCCACAGCCUGGAUGUUCCAGGGAGAUCUUCUGGACUGCGCUAAUGUGUGUCAGGCUUCAGGCAAUCAGAUCCCUCCCCUGGGAUAAGCAGAUAAAAAAAGGAAGCGUUCUUACCAAUUAGUUUGUUCAAUAAUCAGAGCGAGAGACAAAGGAAUGUGGUCUCUCUAUAGAAAUAGCAUUGCUCCUAGUAAUGUCCCACCUCCCUUUCAUCUCCCCUAUUCUACGUCAGUCCUGCAUUGGCUAAUCUGAGCCUUCUGCCGCUGAGCUCUCUAUUCUACUAUCCUCAAUGCCUGUCUGGUCCUGGGUGAAGGGGGGUCAGGAAUGCUUUCCAAGGACACUGAGUCUGCCGUCUGUCUCUCCCCUGGUGCUUCUUCUUCCUGCUGUUCAUCUUCCAAUAUUUCCCAGCUUCUGCCCUCUGCAGCCUCUGAACUAUGCCCUUCUGCAAACCACUGAUCUAAAUCUAUACUGUCCUCCUGUUGUCAGGAAGGUUCAUGAGAAGGUUCAUCAUUCCUCCUCAGUCCUGCCCCUAACAGUGUGGGACUGACUUCCGGAUGCCUGACCCCUGAAUCAGGCAGAGGCAGGAACCUGUUCUGACUGGACUUUGGACCAGUUGGCCUGCCAUACUAAGCACGAGCAUCUGCCAUGGAAUCGUGUACACCUUGCCGCCAGGUACCCUGUGAUUCAGGACAUCACGCCAUGACUCACUUCCAUAAAGCAGUGUGCUCAGUUUGCAAGCCUGGUAGACUUUCAUAUUGGUAUUGGACAUUAGCACUGCAUUGUGCCAUAUCCUUUUUAGAGAGGCAAGCCAUUGCCCUAGCUGCCUUGCCAAUGCACUUGUCCAGCUCAGCAUCAAUGGAGACACUGCUGCAUAUGGUGGAACCUAGGUAGACAAAUUUGGGCUUGGGUUAGGUCUGGUUGGUUAUGAACAGUUCUGUGUGGCACCUUGUAACUACUCUCCUCUGGCCCUGCCUGUUAGGCGCCGCCUAGUUGCCCUACUAGAUCCAGAAUCCACCAACCAACGCUGAGAAAUAUUUGAGGGGUUAAUGGAAUCAACUUGUAACCCAGUGUACAAUGGCAUAACAAAUCGUAGCACUCGAGAUGCUGACAGUAUCCAACAAAGCAUAUUUAUGUAUCUCCAUCACAAUCUGUUCAGAUAAAAAUAGAGGUUCUGAUUUGUAGUCAUAGCAAGAAGCAGAUCAGUGUAUACUAAAAUACAGUAGAUUAAGAAUUCCAAGAAAUGCGGUUGGUACUGGCUCAGCAGUCAGAUGCAUGAGUGAGAAUAGAAAAAGAUAUUGCACCAUGGCCACACAUAUGAUUUUUUUUUUUUUUAAUUGAAUGUUAGAAACGAAGCAACUUUUAUUGACACUUCAUGCGGAAUAUUGGGUUGCAUCUUCAGUCAUUACUUAUGUUUGCUUGAUGGGUUUUUAUUAUUAAAAUGCACAGAUGAUAACAUCAUGGCUCUUCACAUGAUGCACAAAGAGAAAGUUGGUCAAACUAUAAAAUAUAGAUAAAGAAAGGUAGCUGUUUUAAAAGAAAACUGCAAAAUUAAUUCUGAAAUAUGUAUUUGAGUAAAAUAGUACAAUACUAGCCUUCUUCACAGAUCUGUAAAAUAAAUGGGAAUGUCACUACACCCUUUACUGUUUUAAUUAUGGACUGUAUAUAGUACUUACAAUGGCGUACACUUUCAUUUCCAAUUUAUGUGUUGUUAGUUUUGCAUUAUGGGCUAAGGUAGUUCACCAAUUAAAGCAGUUCAGUAGACUAAUCACCUGUCUUUCACCUUGUGCAUGAUUUACAUUUAAAAAAAACCAGCGAACCUUUAAUGCAGAUAGUAGCUACAAAUGGUUUUCACCCCUUCUGCAGUUGACCUUUCCUGAAAACCCUGUGUCCAGCAAAAACAAAAACCCUACUUUAAGAAUAUGUGAGGAAACAACAACCAAUGGAAAACGCUUGGUACAGAGACAGCACACAGGCUUCUCCUUAACCAAACAUUAUGCUCCAGAGCUUGCUCAGGUGCCAUCGCUUCCUGCCAGGGAACAUGAGAUUUGUAGUUUUCUCUGUUUUCUGAAUAGAACUGGGAGAGCCAGAGAAAACUAUGUGCAUAUUUCCCAGAAGGAAAUGAUGACUUGAGUCACAGGGGUCAGCAAACUUUUUCAGCAGGGGGCUGGUCCACUGUCCCUCAGACCUGGACUAUAUUUUUUUUGGGGGGGUGAACAAAUUCCUAUGCCCCACAAAUAACCCAGAGAUGCAUUUUAAAUAAAAGGACACAUUCUACUCAUGUAAAAACAUGUUGAUUCCCUGACUGUCCCCGGGCCGGAUUUAGAAGGCGAUUGGGCCGGAUCCGGCCCCUGGGCCUUAGUUUGCCUACCCAUGACUUGGGAGCAUGACACUGGUAUUUCCCUCUGCUCAAUUCAAUUUGUGAGGCAGAUGGAACUACACAUCGUUCUUCUUUUCAGAACAUUUAAGAACAUCAUUUCCAACUUGGUUAGAAAGACAUCUCAGCAGAGUCCACCUCAUCAUCACUUGCCACCUUUGCCCUUCUCACAUAUUAGAGGUUGCUUUGUUUUACUUUCUUGCUUGAGGAGGCUGUGGGAGGAACUGGUAGGAGAUGUGCCUGCAUCGUAAGAAGAUAAGACAAGAUUCCUGGAUCAGGCCAAUGGCAUCCUGUUCUCACAGUGGUCAAACAGAUCCCUGUGGGAAGCCUGCAAGCUGGAUAUGAGCACAGCAGCCCUCUGCCUACCUGUCUUUCCCAUCAAUUAGAGGUCAGAGACAUAUAGAGGUUUUUACAAGACCUUGCAUGUAAGGGGCCCCUCCAACUGGCUCAUAUGCAACCAGAAAAAAUAGCUGGGCCUGGUGAGCACUUAAAGUUCCCAACUCCAUAGUUAUAGCUAUAAUUUGUGGGUUGCCAUCUGAUUUUAUUCUGAUUUUAAUAUGAUUUUAAGCUGUAUUUCAACUGAUUGUUGGAUCUUAUGUUUUAAUAUAUUAUAUAUUUGAUGUUAGCCACCCUGAGCCUGGUCUUGUCCGAGGAGGGCGGGAUAUAAUUUUAUUUUAUUUUUAUUUUUUUAUUAUUAUUAUUAUUAUUAUUAUUAUUAUUAUUAUCAAUGCCACCUCUGACAGCAGAGAUAGAACAUAACCAUAAUGGCUAGUAGCCAUUGUCAGCUGCUUAGCUUUUAUUCUAGCUUUCCUCAGGAGUAUUACAAAAUGAACUCUUAAGGGAGGGAAGACUAGCUUAAAAAAAAACCCCAACCAAAUGGUUUUGAAGCAAACCAAGGGGUAUUCUGACUAGCCUUUGACUGUGUCAACCACACCAAACUAUGUCAAGUUCUUUAAGAAAUGGGAGUGCCUGAUCACCUCAUCUGUCUCCUGAGAAAUCUCUAUGUGGGACAAGAAGCUACAGUUAGAACUGGAUAUGGAACAACUGAUUGGUUCAAAAUUGGGAAAGGAGUACAGCAAGGCUGCAUAUUGUCUCCCUGCUUAUUUAACUUAUAUGCAGAAUUCAUCAUGCGAAAGGCUGGGCUGGAUUUAAUUAAGAUCGCCAGAAGAAAAAUCAACAACCUCAGAUAUGCAGAUGACACAACCUUGAUGGCAGAAAGUGAGGAGGAAUUAAAGAACCUUUUAAUGAGUGUGAAAGAGGAGAGUGCAAAAUAUGGUCUGAAGCUCAACAUCAAAAAAACAAAGAUCAUGGCCACUGGCCCAUCAUCUCCUGGCAAAUAGAAGGUGAAGAAAUGGAGGCAGUGAGAGAUUUUACUUUCUUGGGCUCCAUGAUCAGUGCAGAUGGUGACAGCAGCCACGAAAUUAAAAGACGCCUGCUCCUUGGGAGAAAGGCGAUGGCAAACCUAGACAGCAUCUUAAAAGCAGAGACAUCACCUUGCCAACAAAGGUCCGUAUAGUUAAAGCUAUGGUUUUCCCAGUAGUGAUGUAUGGAAGUGAAAGCUGGACCAUAAAGAAGGCUGAUCGCCGAAGAAUUGAUGCUUUUGAAUUAUGGUGCUGGAGGAGACUCUUGAGAGUCCCAUGGACUGCAAGAAGAUCAAACGCAUCCAUUCUUAAGGAAAUUAGCCCUGAGUGCUCACUGGAAGGAUAGAUCGUGAAGCUGAGGCUCCAAUACUUUGGCCACCUCAUGAGAAGAGAAGACUCCCUGGAAAAGUCCCUGAUGUUGGGAAAGAUGGAGGGCACAAGGAGAAGGGGACGACAGAGGAUGAGAUGGUUGGAUAGUGUCCUCGAAGCUACAAACAUGAGUCUGACCAAACUGCGGGAGGCAGUGGAAGACAGGAGUGCCUGGCGUGCUCUGGUCCAUGGGGUCACGAAGAGUCGGACACAACUAAACGACUAAACAACAACAACAAGGGGUAUUCGGUAGGGGUGUGCAUCAGCUCUGUGUAUCUCCCAGGUUUCAAGGUGGAUAGGGGUGCUUUGGGGACAGUUUUUGGCAUGCCUGAGUUGGACUGCACCAUUAACAAAUAAUCUCAAGUAGGAUCAAGGUUGCUCCUUAGUCUUCUAUAGAAAAGUGAAACCAAACUGACAAAGGGAAUAUGAGGAGAGGGGUUGGAGAGGUGGAUGAGCUUUUCAACUAUUAUUCUGAAAUUUGGCAGGCUUCAUCCCCUGCAAGUUGCAUCCAAUUAUGGUAUAAACUAUAACAGACUUUUUAUUUUGUAGAAAAACAAGGCAAAGGUUUGAAGAUGCCCUGUAUGAUGUAUCUGCCUACAAACUGACAGGCUUAAUUGAUGCAUGCAAAUAUUAUCCACUUCAGCAAAAGGGGGUGGGGAUGGGAAUACAGCAAUUUUAGACUCUAUUAUAGUUCAUUCUUAACGGAUAUAAUUUAGUCCCAAAUAAUGAGUCAAAUUGGAAAGACGCAGACUGGCUCUGAAAUGGGCUACUUCCCUAAGCUGGGUACAAAUCAUAUCUUGCAACUAGCAUACACUCAUCAGUAGAUAUAGCUAGAAUAUCAUCUGUUGAUCUUUACUGUUUAUACAAGAGGUAGAUAACUGUUGCUCUCCAGAUAUUGUUGAACUUCAGCUCUCAUCUUCCCUGGUCAUUGCCCACGUUAGGUAAGGAAGAUAAGAGUUGGAGUCUAACACAUUUGGAGGACACCAGCUUAGAGAAUACUGAUAUAGAACCUGCUUUAUUUUCUCUUUGUCUUCCAAGUAUUCCCCAUCCCCUGAUGUCACCACUUAUUUGACCAGGCAUUGUUUAUGGUUGUUCAAGAUUACAUCUGCUGCUAUCAAAAGGCUAGAAACCGUUUUAUUGAUCCAAGUCUGCAAACGACAAGCAAGGAGCAUUAAAAUCUAUCACAAAUGUCAGUGUCAUAUAGCGGGUCAUUUAACAAAUGAAAAUUAUUAGGCUUUGCUGUCAUUAUAUUCUUUGCACAAGAGUGCUUUGAAGAAUAACCACCUGAUCUAGCUCCUUGAAUCUGCUGUGCCCUUUUCACGAAUUGCUUUUUAGUUAUCUGACCUGAUUAUUGUUUUCAACAUUUUGUGGUAAGGUGCUUUGAGUAUCUCAUGAACUGGAAAAGCAGGAUAUAAAUAUUUGAAAUAAAUGAUAAAUAAAAGCCCAAUGUCUCUACAGCCAGCUAACUUAUUCUGCAGCCUAGAGACAAACAGUAAGAAAUGCUACCAUCUCCAGCUGUGCAUGAAAGUAUCAAGGUAUCAAGGAAUCGAUCUUGUUCUUCUUCACAAAGGUUAGGAAUCUGUGGAAUGAAGAUGUGGAACUAGCAGAGGCCAGAUGCAGAGUUAUGGAUCAAUUUGUGGCAUACUGGCUGGCACAUCAACCUGCCAUUUGUGGCCUAGCUAAAGAAGAAUUAAAUAGCUGGUCUAAAAGGAAAGCAGGGCAGAGGUAAUACUCUGCUAAACAAAUCUGUCUAAGGUGAUAUUCUGCUAGAUAGGAGAGAGUUAAUAAAACUAAGAUGACAAUCAGGUUAUUAGUCACUAGAUCCAGUGUUUGUGUAGGUGUGAGGAAAACCCUGAAUUAAUCAAUGUGGCAACAGAAACAAUCUAUUAUCUUUGCAAACUUAGCAGAAUGUGUGCAUGAAGGGAUUGUAAUUGGCUGCUAGUACCUGCAUCCUAAUGAGCGUGGGGCUGCAAUCCUAAACACAUUUAUUUGGGAGCAGCUUCCAUUGAACACAACAGUGCACAUGACUGCACUGUUCAAGUCUUCUCAUGCAAAUAGUCCACUCAGGUGGGCUGUGCAAAGUCACAGGAAGUAUUUGUGUGACGUAGUGCAGCUUGACUUCUGCAGUGAGAAAAAAGCAACUUGUGGCUUUAUUUUCUAAUCCCAAAAGACGUUCUAUGAUUGCAUUCUAGUCAUUUUCAUUACAUUGGCGUUUCUUUCUUUAAUUACUAUUACUAUUACAAAAUAAAAUAAACAUAUUUUGUGCUUAAAAUACACUUAAAACAGAUCCUUAUUAUAAUAGGUUUCAAGCAUGUUCUAGCAAACAAAAAUCUCCCAAUGCUACUUUCUGCAGUUCAUUUAUUUCAAAGUAUUUUUAUCCUACGUUUUCCAUUUCGGAGGGGGGGGGAAUGCCCCAAAGUGACUGUCAGAAUAUAAAUCAACCUCACAAUAGUGCAAUCAAGUUAACAGCAUGAUCCUGUAUUACAGCUUGAUCCUAUGUAUUUUAACUCAAAAGUAAGUCCUAAUGGGUUCAAUUGAGCUUAUUUACUAGUAACUAUGUCUAGAAUUGCAAGGUGCUUUUCUUUUCUUUUCUUUUAAAAAAUGAACAAAUAAAUGAAAAUUUUACGUAGCCAAUAAAGGUGGCAUAAUACCCGAUCAGGCCUGUGGGCUCCAGUUAACAUAUGGCUGGCAGCUGCAUUUUGAAUCUAUUCAACUUACGAAGUACGUUCCUAGGCAGCUCUAAAUACAACAUACUGUAGCAAUCUAAUUAUCCUGGUUAUCUUUUGUUGAUUCGCCACAGAGUCAAAACCAUCAAAACAAAUCCAUCAUAACUUUGUUCAUGUGAGCUUGCCAUUUGCACGAGCAGGUUUUAAUGCUUAUUGGAAUGUAUGAAACAAUUCUGAACAGUUUCCCACUGGAUACUCUUCCUGCAAAAAAAGGGGGGGGCAUUAUUUGAAAUAUCAGAGUUCUGGUUAAGGCAAGUAACAAGAGCAGUAAGAUUGCCAUACCUCAGCCUAUCAGUGGCUUAGUGGUAGAAAGAAUCUUCAGCACCCAGGAAGUGGGGCUUCCUCUGGCACUGGUCUCCCAGAUCCUAGUUCAGCUACAACUUCUGAUCAUGCCUGAUUGCUGGCCAUGCUGGCUAGGAAUGAUGAAAGCAGUAGUUCAACAGCAUCAGGAGGAAAUCAUGUUGCUUAACCCUGAUCGAAAGCAUCCUCAAGAUACCUGUUCACAUUGCUCUAUUGAAAACUUCCAAGGAAGAAAGUUCAGCCGUCUCCUUCCACUAUUACAAUAGUGCUAUAGUUAUGCAAUUUUCCUAAACUGACCUUCACAUAUUUAAAACCCACUGUUACUUGCCUAUCCCCAGGAGAUAUUUUGAACAAUGGUUCUCUUCUCUCUUUUCAACACCCUUUAAAUAUUUAUAAGGAGCAGUACAUUCUCUCUUGAUGUUUUCCUCUCCAAAUAUUUCCAUGCAGAAUUUACAUAUAUGAGAUGCUUUCUGGAUCUUUUAUUAUUCUUAUGGCUCUCCUCCAAAUACUUCCAAAAACGUACCGCGCCUAUAUAGUAAUCCUGUAAAUACUUCCCAGAACAUCUUGAAACCCGGCUCUGAAAUGCUGCUUACUGUGCUUCAGAUGAAGUUUUUCCAGUUCUGAGUCUGGUGAUACUAUUAAGCCUCAUUUACAUGCAUUUGCCAGCAUCCCCUCAUUCCUCCCUGCUUACUGUAUCAGGGGCUUAUCAGUACUAUUGUGGUACAUAACCACACAAUCCAUCUUAAUCAUGGCGGCUUCAACAUUAGGAACGCUCUCCACUAGGAACACCAUUUGCACUCUCAUUUAUUCCAGAGAAGCUGACACCAUUCCUCCCAGAGCACUGUAUACUCUGACGUUUUCCCUGCUUUCUUCCUACUUCUAAAAGUGCUUCUUUGCAGUUUCUUUGUGAAGCUUUCAGGUGUGGACUGAUUAGAGCUGUUGACUUACCUGGUUUGCAGGUGCACGUGUGUGCACACACAUAUGCACAGUUAUUAUUUUUGUCAGUUCUGAUGGGGAAGAAUAAAAAUUAAACAAAAUGGAAGCCUACUUUGCAAAAGCCUGUCCUCACUGCAUAAAAUGACCAAGAGACUAUCCAGUUAACAGCAACAAAUAAGUAAUUUUGUUCCUAAUGAUGAGGACUGGGCAAUGUGCAAUCGACAUGCAACAGGGUAGAGCUAUAGAAUACAAAACCUUUUGUUGCUCUUUUUUAUCUGUAUGGACAGGGGGGGUGGCAUGGAAACAACUGCAGGGCAAUGGCAACCAUGCCACUCCACACAGGAUAUAACCCAGGCCUGAAAAUUUGGGAUAUAGUGCUUCAGAUAACUCAGGUUAAAAAAGCUUUGAUCACAACAUCACAUGCUUAAGUUAAAUAUAUCACUGCAUUUAUAAUGGAACACUAUUAUUUUCAAAAGGGGCUUGCUUGCUUUUAACAAGCUGUAGCAUAGCAGCUGCGUGUAAAACCUAGUACCUUCCAUUAAAAAUGAUCAGGAUGCAGGAAUGAUCUGUGCCAGAAAGAAGUUGCCAGUCUGAUGUGAGCUAAAUGGCUCCAUGCUUUACUUAGCAGAAAAUCUGCUAAGGAGGUGGUUAUUCCUGGGCUGUUAUUGCUUGUUCAGACCCAGAGACCUCCCCCCUAAAUAAAGACACACUUGACUCAAAUUUUUGUUUUGGUUUUUGACAGAAUUUCGGCCACAACUUUACAGAAGGUGAGUGGUUGCAUAGGCUCUGGUUCGACCAGCUCCCUACACCCUUGCAGGCAGCGCUGACCCAGGGCACCAGCAUAGGUCAGCCAAAGGUGAACACCUGGGUAGGCAAACAGCCGGGAACAGACUAUGUUCACCACCCAGAUGCCCCCCUGGACUCAGGCACAGACAUUAGGUCUCGGGGGUUGACCUAAUCAAGUUGAGUCCCUGGAUUCCUUUAACGGAAUACCCUUCACAUAGGGAUGGCGAGACCAUUCUCCCAUCCCUGUCACCUGAACCAAUGCCUAUCUGCAACCUUACAAGUUGUGAUGAUUUGCUACGUGGCAGGUGAAAACCCAAAUGGCAACAGCCAAUCAGCCAAGUGGGGAAAAUUCCUGCCGUGCCCCUGUCCCAACGACAGACGACACACGACGGCAUAGCAAGGUCAAUCACAAAAUGCCCUAAAUAUAGGGAGAGGUGGGCGGGUGUUCCAAUGCACGAGCCAAAAGAGGAAGCUCUGGGUCCCAUGCAUGGGUAUAUAAAGAUCCCUCGAUCCAUUUGGACUGCACCCCACUGGCCAGAUUGAACCCAGCAACAAGGGACCUAUCAAUCAGGUGUUGUGGCUGUCCAGUCUUACCCACCUACAACACAGGAGGUCAGUCUCCAGGUCUCACUGCAACACGUGCCCUCUUUUAGGGAGGAGACGGUUUGCCGCUGUUGUUCUUCACCAUCCAGUUUCCCUUAUUGUAUGUCUAAUUUAAGUUAGCAGACUUUGAUACAAAAACAGUCUUGUACUUCUCUGAAUAUUAGGUUUAGGUAGAAAUAUUGCGAGGAGUUUUGCAGUGUUAAUUGGCUUUGUUUGCUGUGGAUAAGAGAACAGGAGAGACUUAUGGUGUUUUUGUAAAUAUUUUAUUUGUGCCCCUUGCACAGGUGAGCAAGCAGUCCAGGACCACUGAGCAUACUGACUGA
Molecule: messenger RNA, 12252 nt
Organism: Podarcis lilfordi (Lilford's wall lizard)
Lineage: Eukaryota; Metazoa; Chordata; Lepidosauria; Squamata; Lacertidae
Source: the annotation of a GenBank genome assembly